UUCCCAAACAAACAUUUCCGUUUGUGCUCGAGCAGUCAUUUUCAAAAAAACAUACAAAAUGAAAAUAAUCCUUGCAAUAAUUUCUCUUUCGAUCAUCGUGAUUCGAGACGCUCUGGUGUUUUAUCUCGGCAAAAAAUACGAAAUGUACGUUGACUACCAAUGGAUCAAAUUCAAAAACGACUACUCCAAAACCUACGACUCCUUGGGCCAGGAGUUAUAUCACUACGAUGUCUUCCAGGAACACCUAAAGAGAAUAGAAGAACACAACAAGAAAUACGAAGCUGGAAAGGUGUCAUGGAUGGAAGGAAUCAACGAGUUCAGCGAUUUGAAUGAACAGGAAUUGAAAAAUAAGCACUUAUUUGGUGUAAUAGGUGAAGUAAACGACACAGUCGAAGCGAGAUAUUCACGUCGUUUAAAACAUGUUAUGAACGGCAAUGCACCGGAUUCCAUCGAUUGGAGGGAUUUUAAUGUCUUGACAAAGGUCAGGCAACAAAGCCAACGCUUUACCAUUUGCGGAAGUUGUUGGGCCAUAUCGGCUGUGGGUUCCAUCGAAAGUCAGUACGCUAUAAAAACUAAAGAACUGGUAGAAUUAUCCGUGCAAGAGUUGAUCGAUUGCACUGAAAAAAAAUUUGCAAGAGGGUGUGAGGGCGGCAUGACAUUUGCAGGAUUUCAAUACGUUAUGGAUAACGGCGUGGAUACCGAGGAAUCUUAUCCCUACGAAGCCAGAGAUGGAAUCUGUCGAAAAACAAAAUCAAAGGUUAAAAUAAGCGGUUAUGUUGUCAUACCAAAGACUGAUGAAUAUUUGAUGGAUGCUGUAGGUACCGUUGGGCCAGUAUCUGUAGCUAUGAAAUUCGAUGAUUUUACGUUCUACGGCGGGGGCAUCGUUAAAUGUGCUGACUCAAAAGGACGUCCCAAUCAUGCGGUACUUCUUAUUGGUUAUGGAGAGGAAGACGGCGUACCGUACUGGUUGUUGAGGAACUCUUGGGGGGAAAGGUGGGGAGAAAAGGGUGAUUUUAGGAUACAAAGAGGCAUUGAUAAGCAUGAUUGCGGCAUCCAUGAUUUUCCCUUUUAUCCUAUUGUUGAUGUAGAUGAAGCUUAAAAUUAGGGCAAAAAUUAUGCAAAGACCGAAGAGUAAGGGUAACUCGAUAAAAAAGAGAAAGGACAAGAAGGAUCGGUUAUUUGUUAAUAAUAUUUAAACAAAUAAAACAUUGUUGUCGC
This is a messenger RNA of Phyllotreta striolata, 1218 nucleotides long. The record is from the annotation of a GenBank genome assembly. NCBI's taxonomy places the organism in Eukaryota, Metazoa, Arthropoda, Insecta, Coleoptera, Chrysomelidae.